CUGCUCCAUCACCAGACGAUGCACCCCGGCAACUUCUGUCAGCGGCGGACCCGCAGCACAGAUGGGACACCCUGAACAACAACAACGGUUAGCUUCAUAGAAAGGUAAUGGAUCCAGUGUGACUGUUACAACACUAUCCUGACCAGCUGGCCUGUCUAACUCUACUGUAGCUAUGGCAACUUGUCCAAGAGGCUGCGCACCAGCGGUGCGCCUUUGUCAGAGACUGAACCGACUUAAGACACUGGAUGAUGACAUGAUGGCCACGUCGCUGAAACGCUGCCUCUCCACCCUGGACCUGACGCUGUUGGGUGUAGGGGGCAUGGUGGGUUCUGGGCUUUAUGUCCUGACAGGCACAGUGGCUAAAGACAUGGUUGGGCCUGCUGUCAUCAUAUCCUUCAUUUUUGCAGGUAUUGCUUCUUUACUGGCUGCCUUUUGUUAUGCAGAGUUUGGAGCACGCAUUCCCAAAACAGGAUCUGCCUACAUGUUUACCUACGUCUCUGUGGGAGAGGUCUGGGCUUUUCUAAUUGGUUGGAAUGUGAUUCUGGAGAACAUGAUUGGUGGCGCUGCUGUGGCACGUGCAUGGAGUGGCUAUCUGGACUCCAUUUUUAACCACGCCAUCCAAAACUUCACAGAAACACACAUUAUGCAGUGGAACGUGCCCUUUCUUGCCCAUUACCCUGACCUACUUGCAGCAGGGAUCCUAGUAGUUGCCUCGUUCUUCAUUUCCUUCGGCGUUCAAGUGUCCUCGUACCUCAACCACAUCUUCUCCACCAUUAGUAUGGUUGUCAUCAUUUUCAUCCUAGUCUUUGGCUUUGUCUUGGCUGAACCAGCAAAUUGGAGCCAGAAAGAAGGAGGUUUUGCACCUUUUGGAUUGUCUGGAAUACUGGAAGGCUCGGCCACGUGCUUCUACGCAUUUGUUGGCUUUGAUGUAAUCGCAUCCUCAAGUGAGGAGGCAAAGAACCCACAGAAAGCUGUUCCCAUUGCCACGGCGAUCUCCCUCGGACUGGCAGCAACAGCUUACAUCCUGGUCUCCACAGUGCUCACACUAAUGGUACCUUGGCAUACACUGGACCCCAACUCAGCUCUGGCAGAUGCUUUUUUCCGCCGUGGUUACAGUUGGGCUGGAGUUAUUGUGGCAAUAGGUUCCAUCUGUGCCAUGAAUACCGUGCUGCUCUGUAAUCUCUUCUCCCUCCCUCGGAUCGUGUACGCCAUGGCGGAGGAUGGGUUGUUCUUCUCCAUUUUUGCGCGAGUCAAUCCUCUCACCAAAGUCCCCGUCAAUGCUAUUCUGGUGUUUGGAAUCCUCAUGGCCACCUUGGCUCUCAUCUUUGACCUGGAGGCCUUGGUUCAGUUCUUAUCCAUCGGCACCCUGCUGGCGUACACCUUUGUGGCAGCUAGCGUUAUUGUGCUUCGCUUCCAGCCUGACAAAGCCACCUCCAAGGGAACGGCUUCAACAUCUCCCAACCCUAAUGCUGAGCCUUCACCUGCCCCCUCAGAGACUCAGACCAUAACUGAGGACAGCGGAGAGCUGAAGCAGUAUGAGUCCUUCUCUGACAAACUCCAGCUGGUGGAGAGGCAGACAAGAGAGCGCCGAGGCGUGGGGCAGCUGAGGGCCUACUGGGAACCAUACCUGGGCAAGCUGCUGGGGGACUGUGAGCCGGGCGAGGUGGUGGCCAUCUGCGUGCUGACACUGAUAGUGAGCUCAGUAUCCCUCUGUGCUGUGCUGGAGUUUGGAAACAACCAGCUGCAUCUGCCGCUCUGGAGCUUCACAAUGCUUCUAGUGAUUUUUAGCUUAGCUUACGUUCUCAGCAUGGCACUCAUAUGGGCUCAUGAGCCGCAAACCGACAGCAAAACAUUCCAGGUACCUCUGGUUCCAUUGACUCCAGGUGCCAGUAUCCUCAUUAAUGUGUUCCUCAUGAUGAAGCUCAGCUAUCUCACCUGGAUUCGAUUCACUGUUUGGAUUGCCAUAGGUCUCUUUGUGUAUUUUGGCUAUGGCAUCUGGCACAGUAAGGAGGGCAUGCGGGAGCUGCAGCCCAAAGACAUGGCCGCCCGGUAUGUGGUGCUACCCAGCGGCAGCCUGGUAGAGACAGUGCAGUCUGUCCAGCCCGAUGGACAAGUGGACACCUCGGCGCAUCACAUCAACCCACCCACUGCCCCGACAGCUGAGGAGUAUCCGGGAAAGAGAUGAUCGUGUGACUGGCCUGCCACAGUCUGUACUUGUUGCUCUGCAAAUGUAAGCACACCACAGGAUGGGAUGCACGCUCUCUGUCUCGUUGUGAAGCAUAUUUGUAUAUCUUGUAAUACUCCAAUGUACAGUAGAGAGCUUUUAUUACUGUCCUGUAACUCCUAGCAUCAAAGUUAUGUUACAUCCUUUAAAACCAGCUCUUUUCUUGCAACCUUGCCAGUUUGUCAAAACCCAUGUGGUUGUAGGUUAUAUAUGGUGCUUUCUUUGUGACAACUCUUAGUUAGGUACACUCAGUGGAUGAUUUUUUGAAUUUUAACAUGGAUCUGAACUUGGAAAAUCAACAUUCACCAAAAAUGUUAUUCUGUUGUUAACAAGGUAGAGGACAUUCCACUGGAUUUUUGAAGAUAUCAUCUUGAGUAUAGUAAAUAGUCAUGUGUUGCACGUUUUUUAAUUAAGCAGAGGAAUGCACAGACUUUUGUGGGUUUAUGUUUUUGCCCCUUUCUCAAACUCCCGCCCAAAACCUCAGGAGAAACUCUGGCUCUAAUAAUGUGGAUCCUCUUAGUCCAUCUCAUCCCUUCGGUACUUAGAGACUGCCCUGCCUGUAGUGACUUCUGACAAAUUAUCUGAUCCAGUAUGCUAAACUAUGUAUUUAUUUUUCUAUUAUUAUUCCAAUUUUUGCUUUUAUACAAAUGUCAUUAGCUUCAUUUUUUGUGAGUUUCUUGUUCCUGCCGCUGUCCGUUUUUGUGUCAUUGUCAUAUGAGUAGGCACUAUGUUUUGCAUGUACUUCUAUUAGUCUUCUUAGGUCAUUUGUGCUAAUUGACAGGACAACACUUCAGUGGUUCACUUAAUCUCCUAAAUCUCAUCCCAUGACCCUGUUCUCUUUCAUGUCACUAAUUUUGCAGUUUUUUUUCUCACGCACCUUUUAACAGCAGCCCUUUCCCCUCUCUCCCUGUUAGCACAAGAUUAGAUGUGAAAGCACAUUAUUGAGCUCUUAUAUUAUUAUCAUGUGACAUUGAUCAUUUGAUUACUCAAUAUGUAUGGCAAGCACAAACCUAUCAAAAGUGGGCAUCUUUGCAGGAUAGAAUAUGGGCAGACAUCGGUCGUUAUGUUAAACCAGGGAUGUGCUUCAUCUCUCUGAGGCCUCCGUAAUCCCAGCAGAUUUGUGGCGGGCCCUGUCGCCAGUCUGCGGCUUGACCUAGAUUAAAGAAAGGCACACAUGUGAGAACACACUCAUAUUAUACAGAUAACAUUCCCACAGCCUCUCACACGCUAACAUAGAUGUCAAUAAACACAAGGCUUUAAUCUCUAUUACAAAAAAACUAGAAAAAAAAGACUUGCUUUAUAUGUUUUUGUUGAUUUCAGUUUAUGUUUGCAUGUGUUACAUAUGAAACCGAUGGCCUUAAAUGUGUGUUAUUCAAUGCAGACUGAUUUCCAAAGUUAAAGUAGUCUGUCUGGAUGGUUUUUUUGUUUGUUUUUCUGAUAGUAUUUCUGAUUUUAUUUCACUGUUAGAAAAACUCUUAUACAGCACUUCAUGAUUACUAGUUAAUAAACCAAAAUACAAACUUGGAAGAGAAUGUACCAUAAUAAGGCGUCAGGUUCAAGAGAACUUUGUACAACUUUGCACACUCUUUGAAAAUGAUUGUCGGGUAGUUUUGUGUCACAGUUAUGCUUUUGAUGUCAGGGCCAGUGACAGAUAUUAUUACUAUGGUACUUUUUUAAGCUGAACAUUCACUGUCUCUUUGUGCCGGGAAGCACAGUCAUAAAUUAUCCAGUUCUUUUCUUACUUCUGCAUAGUAUUGUACUCUGUACUUGCACAUUACAGUCUCAAUCUUUCUGUUAUCGUGUAUGUCUGUAUAACUUGCAAAAUACUGUGUUAUCAGUGAAAAAUAAAUGUUUUGAAGCAGCAUUUACAAAAACUGAAAUUGUGGAAUAAC
Messenger RNA from Thunnus maccoyii (southern bluefin tuna), 4116 nucleotides. RefSeq names its product solute carrier family 7 member 4 (gene slc7a4). The coding region runs from base 173 to 2185 and encodes 670 amino acids. The record is from RefSeq and is a predicted model, not a curated record. Gene Ontology annotation, biological process: amino acid transport; transmembrane transport. The transcript has 6 exons. Gene Ontology annotation, molecular function: amino acid transmembrane transporter activity. Gene Ontology annotation, cellular component: plasma membrane. NCBI's taxonomy places the organism in Eukaryota, Metazoa, Chordata, Actinopteri, Scombriformes, Scombridae.